Messenger RNA from Anolis carolinensis (green anole), 2221 nucleotides. RefSeq names its product kelch-like protein 2. NCBI's taxonomy places the organism in Eukaryota, Metazoa, Chordata, Lepidosauria, Squamata, Anolidae. The record is from RefSeq and is a predicted model, not a curated record. The coding region runs from base 142 to 1950 and encodes 602 amino acids. The transcript has 5 exons. Gene Ontology annotation, molecular function: protein binding.
GGGAGGCCAGGCAGGGUCUCCGGGCUGGGAAGAAGCCCCCCAAGAUGGGACAGGGCUUCCUGGCUGGAGGAGGUCCUCGUGGGCCAGGACUACGGGCCGGAUCAGCAUUACUUCGGGUUCGCCUUUUGCCUCUCGGCCAUCAUGAGCUCCAGCCACAGGAAGGGCCAGCCGGUGAUGCUCAAGCCCAGGCCUCUUGGCCUGAAAGAAGGUCUAGCAGAAAUGUACCAGGAAGGGCUGCUCUGUGACGUCUUCCUCGUCGCGGACGGACAGAGGUUCCCUUGCCACAGAGCCCUGCUGGCGGCCAUCAGCCCCUACUUUCAGGAUAUUUUCAUCAACAGCUGGAAAGAGUCGGACGGGAAAGAGGUCCUGCUUCAGGACGUGACGCCGCCCGUCGUCCAGAACAUCCUGAAAUACAUCUACACGGAAGAAUUGGUACUCACGCCUGAGCUGGCCCCAUUCCUGUUCGCGGGAGCCAGCAAGCUGCAGAUUCCCCCCAUGCAGAACCUCUGCUGCAGGUUCCUCAUCACACACAUCUCGGUGCAGAACUGCUUCGAGAUGUACUCCUUGGCCCGUGCCCACGAGAACAGCGAUUUGCUUCAGGCCACCGUCCAGUUCCUCAUCCGCAAUUUCAACGAGGUCUUUGAGGAAGAGGGUUUCCUCCAGCUGGAAUUCGCCACGCUGGUGGCCAUGAUCUCCUCCGGCAACUUGGCAGCCACGUCGGAGCUCCAGGUCUACCAGGCCGUGCGGCGGUGGGUGCAGGGGCAACCUCGUGUACGGGGCCCACUGCUCGGCCAACUGAUGCAACACGUGCGCUUCCCGCUCCUGAGCCCCACCGAGCAAGAGGAGCUCCAGACGGACUUGGAGGCCCGGAAGGACCUCAAACUGGAGUGGAAACUCCUGGAUGGCGAGGAGAGGCUGAGUCAGAGCAAGGGGCUGCGGCGGGGCAUGUACAAGCCGUACAUCGCUUGCGUUGACACCCAGUUGUGCGAGUUCCAAAGCUUGGAGGCCGACGAGGCGCACAUGGCCUGCUACAAUGUGUCGGCCGAGCUGUGGGAGAGGCUCCCCGGCCUGCAGUCCUUGACGCACGCUUCCUGCACCUCUGCCGGGGACACAAUCUACGUCUCGGGGGGCGUUUACCGCAGCUCUUAUUCCUCCGCCGUGCACGAGUUCAGCUCCUUCCGAAGCCAGUGGUGUCCGCUUCCUCCCAUGGCCGUGGCGAGAGCGGCGCACGGCUUCCUCUGCCACAACCAGAAGCUGUACGUCCUAGGCGGCUGGCGCAAGUACCACAGCUUCCUCAACUCCACGGAGAGCCUGGACUUGGCCACGGGAAAGUGGACUGCGAUUGCGCGACUCCCCUUCCCGCUGAGCCACUCGGCGUCGAGCGUCUUCCGAGACAAGUUGUACCUGCUGGGCGGCGCACGGGACAUCACGUCCGGGUGGUUGUUCCACCGCGGGAUCCUGAUCUACACGAUCAGCUCUGACGAGUGGACUCAGGUGCCUCUCUCGACUGGCUUCCUUGCCGCGGGAGCUGUGGCCGGGGACCACGGGAUCUACGUGAUUGGGGGAUACUCGGAGAAGAAGAACUGGGCGGAAGAGAACCAGGUGGAGAACCGCCGCAGCAGCCGCCGGUGUUUCUUCGUCAACGAAGCGGGCCGGGUGAGCCGCAGCUUCGCCAUCCCGAAACUUCCCCGCGGGAUCGCCAACGCAGGGGUCGUUUACUGCGGCAGAAGGAUCUACGUGCUUGGCGGGGAGGAUCUGACCCAACGCUACAAGGCCGUUUACCGCUGGGAACCCGGCGAACCUCGCUGGCAUCGGGGCGCGAAGGAAAUCCCGGUUCCCCGGGAGGGCAUGAGCUCGUUCGCAUGUGCGCUCCUCUUGCGGCCCAAGCCACGCUUCGCGCAGCUUUUCCAAGUCUCUGCUCUCGUUCCGGUAGCAGCUGCCUCCAAGUAGCUGCUAAAACCAUGUGUAAAUAUAUUAUAAUAAAUUUACAAACGGCGGACAACGAUCUCUUGUGAGACGGAGCCUGCCAACUUGCGUGUGGCAGCCUUCACAAGCGCCCAACGAUUAUUGAAAUAAGCCGAUAAGACUGUGGUCAAUAUGAUACUACGCCGCAAUAGCGCUCUACCCAGAAAUUGAAACGAUCAGAUAAGACUGUGUUUAAUAUCACAUUAUGAUGAAAUAGUAGUACUGCGAGCAAUGGAAAUAAACAGAUAAGACUGCG